Botrytis porri is the source of this 1086-nucleotide messenger RNA. RefSeq lists its product as uncharacterized. The record is from RefSeq and is a predicted model, not a curated record. The coding region runs from base 121 to 1086 and encodes 321 amino acids. NCBI's taxonomy places the organism in Eukaryota, Fungi, Ascomycota, Leotiomycetes, Helotiales, Sclerotiniaceae. Gene Ontology annotation, molecular function: methyltransferase activity. The transcript has 2 exons.
CAAGACAAUACCAUCAGAUAUCAUACGAUCAGAUACGAUACGAUCAGGUACAAUACGAUAUAAUACAAUCUUACACCUCACCACAGCAGAAAAUCAAAAGCAAAAGCAACAUACCACAAAAUGACCAAUCUCAUGAAAGAACUCGGUUCCCAAUCCAAAUGGAGCACCUCUACCUGCAUAUCCUGCAUCACCCAGAUGUCUACCUCCAAAGGUCUUCAACCUAGCACUCUCCCUCUCCGUCACAUGAUACAAUUAGCGCACGAUGUACUACCGUUCGAUAGUGUCGCUUGCAAAGAAAAACUCAUCCUAGAUGUGGGUUGUGGAACUGGACAGGUGACGGAGUAUUUAAUGGGGGAGUUUGGAUCACUUCUUCAAGCCUCGAUGAAGGGGGAGGAGGGGGAGAACCAGGUACCGGGAGUGAAAAUUCUCGCCUCGGAUUUCAGCCCCCCGAUGGUAGCACAGUUGCAGGCGAGGAAAGAAAGGGAGGUGGAGAGGGGAAAUGGAGUUUGGAAAUGUGUGAAAACGGAGGUGUGCGAUGCGCAGGAUUUGAGAAGGAUUGUGGGGGAGGGAGAGGCAAGUCAUGCGUUUGCGAGUUUGGUGUUGUUUAUAUUGCCGGAACCGAGGAGGGGGUUGGGGGAAAUGAAGAGGACGUUGAUGAGAGGGGGGGCGGGGGCGUGUACGGCGUGGAAAGAGAGUGAGUGGAUGGUGCUUAUGGGGGUGGGUGCUGCUGCUGCUGCUAAGGAUGGGGAUGGAAAUGGGGAUGGAAACCCGGAAAUGAAAAUGGAGAUGCCCGUAGAGUGGACGAGUACUGAGGGUGUGAGGAGGGAGUUCGAGGAUGUGGGAUUUGUGGAUGUGCAGGUUGUGGAAACGGAGGCGAGAUGGAGUUAUGAGAGGCAUGAGGAGGUGGUGGAUUUGAUAUUGGGGUUUCCGGGGAUGAAGAUGAUGAUUGGGGAGGAGAGGUGGGGGGGAGGGGGGAGGGAAAGAGCGAGAGAGGGGAUGUUGGGGUGGAUGGGGAAGAGGUUUUCGCAGGGGGUGGGGGAGUUGAGGGGAGUGGCGGUGGUGGGGGUGGGGAGGAGGGGCAAUUAG